Messenger RNA from Lycium ferocissimum, 622 nucleotides. RefSeq names its product putative fatty acyl-CoA reductase 7. Gene Ontology annotation, molecular function: alcohol-forming very long-chain fatty acyl-CoA reductase (NADP+) activity. Gene Ontology annotation, biological process: long-chain fatty-acyl-CoA metabolic process; suberin biosynthetic process. Gene Ontology annotation, cellular component: intracellular membrane-bounded organelle. The record is from RefSeq and is a predicted model, not a curated record. Lineage: Eukaryota; Viridiplantae; Streptophyta; Magnoliopsida; Solanales; Solanaceae. The coding region runs from base 1 to 465 and encodes 154 amino acids. The transcript has 4 exons.
AUGAAUAUCAAUGUCCUAGGUGCCCUUAACGUCCUCAAGUUUGCUAAAAGAUGUGAAAAUGUGAACAUUAUUGCUCAUGUAUCCACUGCAUAUGUUUGUGGAGAAGGGGAAGGAGUAAUACCAGAGAAAUCAUUCAGUUUGGGUGAGACACUCAACAAAGACACAAAAUUAGACAUUGAUGUGGAGAGGAAAGUGAUAGAGGACAAACUCAAGGAAAUUGAAGCUCAAAACUUGACAACAAAGGAAGUAACAAUGGCCAUGAGAGAUCUAGGCAUUCAAAGGGCAACUAUGCAUGGAUGGCCAAACACAUAUUCCUUCACAAAAGCAAUGGGAGAGAUGCUUUUAGGUCACUAUAAGGAGAAUAUACAACUUGCUAUAAUACGUCCAACAAUUAUCACUAGCACUUAUAAAGAGCCAUUUCCAGGAUGGAUUGAAGGAGUGAAAUUCCAGGAGAUACGGUGGUGAAUGCAAUCGUUGCAGCAAUUAUAGCACAUAUUGGAAAUCAAUAUAAUUCUUCUCAAGGAUUUAUAUAUCACAUCAGUUCUUCUAGAAGAAAUCCCCUAAAAUCUUCAGAUAUUCGAUUGUUCUUGUUUAAUUACUUCACCAAAAAUCCAUGGAUCAA